AUGACAGAAGGAGGAAUUUGCCAUAGAUCUCCACCUGCAAGAAGCGGCCAUCGUUGCGUGGCCGAUAAUGCCAACUUGUAUGUGUUUGGAGGCUACAAUCCUGACUAUGAUGAGUCUGGUGGGCCAGAGAAUGAAGACUACCCGCUCUUCAGGGAACUCUGGCGGUACAACUUUGCUACAGACACCUGGCAUCAAAUGGGCACUGAAGGCUACAUGCCCAGGGAACUAGCCUCCAUGUCACUUGUAUUGCAUGGCAACAACCUGCUUGUGUUCGGGGGCACCGGGAUCCCCUUUGGGGAGAGCAACGGCAACGAUGUCCACGUCUGCAACGUCAAGUACAAAAGAUGGGCUCUGCUCAGCUGUCGAGGGAAGAAACCCAAUCGCAUCUAUGGGCAGGCCAUGGCCAUCAUCAAUGGUUGUCUCUAUGUGUUUGGAGGAACAACUGGUUACAUUUAUAGUACUGACCUACAUAAGCUAGACCUCAACACGAGAGAGUGGAUCCAGCUGAAACCAAACAAUAUGUCCUGUGACAUGCCAGAGGAGAGAUACAGACAUGAAAUCGCACAUGAUGGUCAACGGAUUUAUAUCUUGGGAGGUGGAACCUCCCGGACAGCUUAUUCCUUAGAUAAGAUCCAUGCGUACAACCUGGAAACCAACACCUGGGAGGAAAUUGCCACAAAACCUCAUGAAAAAGUUGGCUUCCCAGCAGCCAGAAGAUGCCAUAGCUGCGUUCAGAUAAAAAAUGAUGUGUUCGUUUGUGGAGGCUACAACGGAGAAGUGAUUCUGGGAGACGUUUGGAAGCUGAGUCUGCAGACUUUCCAGUGGGUCAAGCUCCCAGCUGCCAUGCCAGAACCAGUCUAUUUUCACUGUGCUGCUGUCACACCAGCUGGCUGCAUGUAUGUUCAUGGAGGGGUGGUCAACAUCCAUGAAGACAAACGGACUGGCUCUCUGUUUAAAAUGUGGCUGGUGGUGCCCAGCCUGCUGGAACUGUCAUGGGAGAAGCUCCUGGAGUAUUUCCCUCAUCUAGCAACUCUCUCCAGAGCUCAGCUUUUGCACCUUGGACUGACGCAGGGACUCGUUGAGCGACUAAAAUGAGAACAUCUCGUGCUUCUGUCCAACACACAUUACGUUCAAGAAGCCCCCUAUUUAUGGAUACUGUGGAUGCUCUUGCUAAGAACGUGGAGGAACCUGCUCAACGCCUUACUCGGCAAAUACAUCGAUGCCUUUCUAGAAAUUUUUACUUUUAAGUUGUUGAAAAUCCACUUUUAAUUUAUGAAUCUUUAAAUUACACCGUGAAUCAAAAGUACUCUCUGGGACUAAUCCAUAGCAUCAGCCAUCAAACUGUCAUCAGCACAUGCUUAUGAUUUAACUGGGGACAGGGGGCAGCUUUGCAGAUGUCUGAGCCUGUGCUUACCCUGGGCACGUUCAACUUGAUAUUUUCACAAGAUGUAUCUAAGGGAGGGUGUUCAGUGCAGAACAGCCGACCUGUUCUCUCGCUUUGUAGCCCCUUAACACUCAUCCCCUUAACACCCAGCUGAGCUCUCCCUCUAUAAAACCAAGAACUCCUUCUGCUUGAAGGCUUUGCAUGCAUUCCAUGGGCAUGUUCCCAUCUCUUUGAGCUUCAGAAGACAGCUGGAACGUCGCACGGGGCAGCAGGUGAAGCUUUGCCUGUGCAGCUUUUUGGGUGCAGCGUGCAGUGAUUUGAAACACUCAGUGUCUGUGUUCCUCACCUUUUCACAUUGAAAGGUUUGCUUGGAAGACUUGUUAAAAAUUACCAAUAAUGGACUACUGUGUAGCUUACUCAGGGUGGUGAGGGGAGGGGAAGAGGUUUUGACGAAUCUUUUUUUAACCUUUUCUGCUCAUUUUGCACUCUGAACAAGCUAACAGUGAAAGCUCACCCCACAGAUUUCAGAGCUGGCUGCAGCAUGUCGUACCCAGCGCUUUGGUGUGAGCCACCCCUGCCAGCUCAGGGCCUGGUUAUCAGCACCUGACUAACAUGUACGUGUAAGCUUUUUUGUUUUCCUUUUCUAGUUAGCUUCAUGUUCCUCCAGGGGUGGAGGAUGUGAUUGCUGCAUGUGGUUUUAACAUAGAUCCUUGGAAACUCAUGGAGCACUUGUCCCAGGAAACAGCAUCCAAAAUACCCCUCCUCUUGCUGGGAGCAGUGGUCACCUCUGCAGAGGCAGGAGAGGAGGGGAUGUCUGUCUAAUUCUUGUCUUGCUUUACUUCAUAUACUGUGAAAUUCACUCUAGAGCCCGUGUGUAAGUGACCAUUGAACUCUGAGCAGCUCCACUCAAAAUCGUGCAAAAUCUUUCCUUUGAAGACCAUUUUUAAGUGUCUUAUUUUUUUUUAAUCAGGUUUUCCUGGUACCUUCCCCUUUCAAAGGCAAGGGUUAAAGUGGAGUUUUAGUUUCUUUUUAAGAGAUUGCAUUUCUGUUUAAAUAAACCAGAGCAUUGUCUUGUUAAUCUGAACAGCACUGGCUGAUUGAGCCACUGUUCCACCUUUUAGGGAGCACCUACCCCUGAUACUCAGUUGAAGUGUUAACGCUUCCCCCCAUGUUAAGCUUCCCCUGUUCCUGGGGAUAGAUUUUCCCCCUUCUGUAGCCUCAGUUGCUGCUUUUCUCCAAAGCCCAGCAAAAUCAAGGUUGGGCAUCCUAGCUGAAGCAUUCCUUGCUGCUUGCUGCAGCAGCCCACUGCUCCUGGCUCCGGAGCUGAGCCCAGACCUGCUCUCUAGCCCCUGGCUUGUGUUGUCCUCAGCUGCAGGACCAUGGCAUGGGGCAUCAAGGGGAGCUGGGCUUUUCUCCAGCUCCUUCUUCUAGCCUGAACUCAGUGGCUUUCACCUCUUCUUGCAGAGGCUGAAGGUCUGAACUUAAUCUUUGCCCUGGUUCUUCCCUCCUCUACUUUAAAGAGCACCUCCCAUCAUCACCAAGGCAACAUUACAGCCAUCCAAGCCUGGAUCUCUGAUCAAAUUCCUUAAGCUCUAAUGUCUUUCUCACUUCAGCAGCCUGACAGUGGCAGCCCCGAGCUUUCCCCCUCGAUGUGAACACAGUGAAGAGGCAAAGUGGUGGGUGUUGGUCAGGGAAACAUCUGGCUUCAGCCCAGCUCCAUACUGACACCUCUAACACUGUCACUUCACUUCAGAUCUUGCCAUGGAACACGGACAGCCACCCAGGCAGGACAAUACAGCCCUUGACAUCCCUCCGCAGUGCUGGGUCACCCAAACACAAGUGCCCAAACCUCUUCCACAGGCUGGACCACUGCCUGUGCCAUCCCAGAGCCUGCCUGCACCCUCUGCCCACAGAAUAAAGGGCCAGGGACUUGUUUUUGUUGAUAAAAACAUAUAAACAUCAUCCACUGACAGGAGUCCAGGGACCUCUCCCCUCCCACUUACCUGGGGUGGCUGCUUCAUGAUGGGCACAAAAUCUCAGAGGCUGCUCUUCCUAA
This is a messenger RNA of Athene cunicularia (burrowing owl), 3440 nucleotides long. RefSeq names its product kelch domain containing 10 (gene KLHDC10). Gene Ontology annotation, biological process: positive regulation of stress-activated MAPK cascade. The transcript has 9 exons. NCBI's taxonomy places the organism in Eukaryota, Metazoa, Chordata, Aves, Strigiformes, Strigidae. The coding region runs from base 1 to 1095 and encodes 364 amino acids. Gene Ontology annotation, molecular function: protein binding. The record is from RefSeq and is a predicted model, not a curated record.